AUGUCGUUCCUGUCACAAUUCUCUCGAUCUUUGUUUGCCCAAGCACGACAACAACAACCUGUGUUUGCUGCUACAACUACGCCUUCGACACUCCAAUUGGUGCGUACCAUGAAGGUGCGUUCUUCUGUCAAAAAGAUGUGCGAUGGCUGUACCACGGUUCGACGACGAGGCAAGCUCUUUGUUACCUGCAACAAGAACAAGAAGCACAAGCAACGUCAAGGUUAA
Molecule: messenger RNA, 225 nt
Organism: Lichtheimia ornata
Lineage: Eukaryota; Fungi; Mucoromycota; Mucoromycetes; Mucorales; Lichtheimiaceae
Product: ribosomal protein L36
Exons: 1
Coding region: 1-225 (74 amino acids)
Biological process (GO): translation
Cellular component (GO): ribosome
Molecular function (GO): structural constituent of ribosome
Source: RefSeq, a predicted model, not a curated record